GAGAUAUAAGAUAGGUCCUCUCAACGCUUUUCAUGGACCCUGGAAGUAAUUGAUCCGUCACAGCUUCGGCACGCAGUCAAAAUGUGUCUCCUCGAUUCUUUGCCUGCUGAGCUCAUUCGACUAUUCUUGGACCAGCUGGAAUAUGCGUCCGACGUCAAUGCCCUCGGGCAGACCUGUUGUCGACUAUCCCAGAUUGUCGACAGCCCAUAUCUCUAUCCCCGCUUUGCCCAAUUAUGUUCUUCAGAAGGUCUGAUGAUCAUAGGCCGCACUCGUAGCCACGGAACUGUGCGCAAGAUGCGUUUGUGCGACGUCGACAUGGACCAGUUCUAUCGCGCCAAAGUCCCGGGGACUGAGUUCACGUCGCUCAUUUUGGAGCUCUUCGAGCCGUCGUAAUCAGCCCUAGCCAAUUAACUCGACUUGCAUACAAUCGGACAUUCAACAGAAGUACAAGCUCUGACCCCUUUCGGUGUGUAGCCCUAACAUCUCCGAU
This is a messenger RNA of Aspergillus homomorphus CBS 101889, 490 nucleotides long. RefSeq lists its product as uncharacterized. Lineage: Eukaryota; Fungi; Ascomycota; Eurotiomycetes; Eurotiales; Aspergillaceae. The coding region runs from base 82 to 393 and encodes 103 amino acids. The transcript has a single exon. The record is from RefSeq and is a predicted model, not a curated record.